CCACUGCAGCCAUGGUGCCUGUCUUACUCUCCCUGAGCCUCUUCCACCUAGGCCUGUGGGCUUCUGGCCUUAUCUUGGUCUUAGGCUUCUUCAAGCUUGCCUGCCUACUGCUGAGGAGGCAGAAGCUGGCCAGGGCUAUGGACUGCUUCCCCGGCCCCACUACCCACUGGCUUUUCGGACAUGCCCUUGAGAUCCAGCAGACGGGUAGUCUGGACAAGGCCGUGUCCUGGGCCCACCAGUUCCCCUAUGCCCAUCCACUCUGGCUUGGACCGUUCCUUGGCUUUCUGAACAUCUAUGAGCCUGACUACGUCAAAGCUGUGUACAGUCGUGGUGACCCUAAGGCUUCGGAUGUGUAUGACUUCUUUCUCCAGUGGAUUGGAAAAGGCCUGCUGCUCCUUGAGGGUCCCAAAUGGUUCCAGCACCGCAAGCUGCUCAUACCUGCCUUUCAUCAUGAUGUACUGAAGCCCUACGUGGCUGUGUUUGUCGACUCCACACGCAUUAUGCUGGACAAGUGGGAGAAAAAGUCUCGUGAGGAUAAGUGCUUUGACAUCUUCUGUGAUGUGGGCCACAUGGCGCUGGACACACUCAUGAAGUGCACCUUUGGCAGAGGAGAUAGCGGCCUGAGCCACAGGGACAACAGCUACUACCUGGCAGUCAGCGACCUCACCCUUCUCAUGCAGCAACGCAUUGACUCCUUCCAGUACCACAAUGACUUCAUCUACUGGCUCACCCCCCAUGGCCGCCGCUUCCUGCGGGCCUGCCAGGUGGCUCAUGACCACACAGACCAGGUCAUCAGGGAGCGGAAGGCAGCCCUCCAGGACGAGAAAGAGCAGGAAAAGAUCCAGAAAAGGAGACACCUGGACUUCCUAGACAUUCUCCUCGGGGCCUGGGAUGAAAAUGGGAGCAAGCUGUCAGACGAAGACCUCCGGGCUGAGGUGGACACGUUCAUGUUUGCAGGACACGACACCACCACCAGCGGCAUCUGCUGGUUUCUCUACUGCAUGGCCCGGUACCCCGAGCACCAGGAUCGUUGUAGGGAGGAGAUUCGUGAGAUCUUAGGGGACCGGGAUACCGUACAGUGGGAUGAUCUGGGCAAGAUGACCUACCUGACCAUGUGCAUCAAGGAGAGCUUCCGCUUGUAUCCACCGGUGCCCCAGGUGUACCGCCAGCUCAGCAAGCCUGUCAACUUUGUGGAUGGCCGCUCUCUGCCUGCAGGCAGCUUGAUCUCUCUGCACAUCUAUGCCCUCCACAGGAAUGGCAACGUGUGGUCCGACCCAGAGGUCUUUGACCCCCUGCGUUUUACCUCUGAGAAUACAGCUGGACGUCACCCCUUCGCCUUCAUACCCUUCUCUGCAGGGCCCAGGAAUUGCAUCGGACAGCAGUUUGCCAUGAACGAGGUGAAGGUGGUCACGGCCCUUUGCUUGUUGCGUUUUGAGUUAUCCCUGGACCCCUUGCAGCCACCCAUCAAGAUGCCGCAGUUGAUCCUUCGUUCCAAGAACGGCUUCCACCUCCAUCUGAAGCCACUGGGCCCAGGGUCUGGGAUGCAGCUUCACCGAGAGUAGGAUCUCCAGUCAGCUGAGGCUGGGGCCUGUUCCCAGACACUGCCCUCCCCAUGCUGAACUAGGAUUCACUGUGGCUCCCUUCGCUGGGGAGGCUUGUAGGUUAGAAGGGGAGUGGGACCUACACAGACAUGCACAUUGAGGACAUGCCAUGUAACUAUGUGAGCCUACAAAUGUUUAUGCACAUAUGUAGAGCUCAUUCACUGAUUCAACAAGCACUUAGUAAGCACCUACUUUCUUUUAAAAUUUCAUUUAUCCCUUGUGGUUUGCAAUAUUUUCAUAAUGUACCUCACUAAAUGAAUAAUUUCUUUUAUAAGGAUCAGCACAAAGCUAGUUCCUCUGAGGUGGAGGUUAAAGAUGUCCCAAAUGUCCAGCUUUUCCAAACUGCUAAACCACUCCAUCAUCUCUAACAUCAACUAUUGCCCCUCCCCUCAGUACUUUCCCUCUGGUCUUUGGGUUUGGUAAUUCACUGCAACAUCUCACAGAACUCAUGAACCAUACUUACAGUUAAGUGGUUUAUCGGGGGAAGUAACAGGGUACAACUUGGGAUCAGGAAGAACUCAGAAGUAACAGGAACAACUCAGGAUACAGUUCUUGAUCAGGACAGCUUCUUCUCACCCUCUGCUACUGGGCUGUGCUAUGGGCCUUCUUGGGCAAGCUCUGUGGGUCAGCAAGCCCCACCGCAGCUGUCUUGAGCUGCUAUUGCUCUUGCUACUCCUGGGCCUCUGUCUCUUGCUCUCUUCUAUGUUACAUCUCCUCUCUCUCUCUCUGAAUCUCCCCUUAAGCUUGGUGGGAUGGUAAAACUGAACAAUUCCCUUGUUAGGGUUCCAUACACCUUAUUUACAUGGUCCCACUGCCCUCCCACAAGGAUACCAUGCACCUUAUUUGCAUUAGCAGCAAGCUGUCCAAUCCCCUUGUUGGGCCACAAACACGUUAUUUGCAUAGUCCCAGCCAAUAAUUAUGUGGGAGUCACAAAGACUAUGGCUAGAAGGAAUGUAGCAAGUAAUUCACUGCACCAUACUCACUCUCACAUCCAAUCUUAUUAAAUGCAAGCGGACUCAACAGAAGCUUUGCCUCGGGACUCGUGGUGAUGACAGAACAGAGGACAGUCAUAUGUGGACUGUGGUAGGCUGGGUGAUAGCCCCUCAAGGUAACUACACACUCAAGAUAUCAAGUCCCUGGAAAUUGUGAAUAUAUUAUAUGGCAAAAA
Molecule: messenger RNA, 2769 nt
Organism: Loxodonta africana (African savanna elephant)
Lineage: Eukaryota; Metazoa; Chordata; Mammalia; Proboscidea; Elephantidae
Product: cytochrome P450 4B1
Exons: 12
Coding region: 12-1562 (516 amino acids)
Molecular function (GO): monooxygenase activity; oxidoreductase activity, acting on paired donors, with incorporation or reduction of molecular oxygen; heme binding
Source: RefSeq, a predicted model, not a curated record